GUCUGUCUGAGCGCGAUGUAGUACGUGCUGCGGCCCUAAGUCACUGUGGUGGACCGAAACACGAAGCACCUCCUGCUGUCUGUCAGUCGCUAUCUGGGUCCACUAGGGCUCUCUGGAGAACCAGGAGCGACCCACCGCCGUCUGUCCGGACGGGACAACAACUUGCAAGAGUAAACGAGGGAAGGAGCGUGCAGCCUGGCAGAUACUGGCACAGCCUGUCAAGAUCAACUGAUUUGUUUGCUUCCUGUUUAUCAGCUUCUGACCAUUAUGGAGGACGAGCUGAUGUUCUCCAUGGAGGAGGAUGGCAGUGCCAAGAGACCUGCUGCCCAAGGUCCUGCCCCCAACCAGCGAGCGUCUUCCCUCAGCGACGCCAACGCCAGCGACGAUGAGGACGAUGAGGACGAUGAGGAUUUCUUUAUAUGUCCCAUCUUGGAUGAUUCAGCCAGAGAAAUCUGUCACUACAUGAAGUCUCUGGCCUACACCCGCCAACUGUCCGAUUCUCUUCCCAAAAACACCUUUACAUACAAGAGUGAAACAGAAAACCAGGCAGAACCUCGCUCAUACAGGGUUUUGUCUGAGAGUGCACGGGCGGCUUGGAAACAUGCCAUCGAGAAAGCCAGGGCAAUGCCGGACCCCUGGGCUGAGUUUCACCUGGAGGACAUUCAGACUGAACCCUGCGUUCGCUACAGGUAUAAUGCCAUCACCGGAGAGUGGAUUCAGGACCAAGUCCACAUCAAGAUGGCAGCUCAGCCCUUUGGAAAAGGAGCCAUGAGGGAGUGUUUCAGAACGAAGAAGUUGUCCAACUUCUCCCACAGCAGCAACUGGAAAGCUGCAUCUAAUUAUGUUUCCAAACGCUACAUGGAGAACGUGGCCAGAGACGUUUACUUUGAGGACGUGCGACUGCAGAUGGAAGCCAAACUCUGGGGGGAAGAGUACAACCGUCACAGGCCUCCCAAACAAGUGGACAUCAUGCAGAUGUGUGUGAUGGAAAUGAUCAACCGACCUGGGAAGCCACUCUUCCACCUGGAGCAUUAUAUCGAGGGCAAGUACAUCAAGUACAACUCCAACUCAGGAUUUGUGCGGGACGACAACCUCAGGCUAACUCCGCAGGCCUUCAGUCACUUCUCCUUUGAGCGGUCAGGUCACCAGCUGAUUGUGGUGGACAUCCAGGGGGUGGGGGAUCUCUACACCGACCCUCAGAUCCACACCGAGAAGGGGACUGACUUUGGCGAUGGGAAUUUAGGAGUGCGGGGGAUGGCGCUUUUCUUCCACUCACACCUGUGUAACAAAAUCUGCAAGAGCAUGGGUCUGGCACCUUUUGACCUUUCACCGGCUGAGAAGUCCCAGAUGGACAGCACUAACAAACUGCUGAAAUCGGCAAAGACGGUGCUGCGAGGCUGCGAAGAGAUCUGUGGUUCACCUCGUGUUCGUACCAUGUCAGGGAGUCGCGCUCCUCCUCUGCUCUCACGGCUCUCUGAAACAUCUUCAGCGGACGAGAGUAUGAGCGAUGUGGACUCCAUCCCCUGUUCUCCCUUUGAUGCACCCGGUUCUGUGGGCAAGUCUCCUGUGGCCGUAUCAUUUGCUGGAACGUUCGAGCAUGACAGAGUCAAUAACAACAACAUGGGUGAACACAAGGAAUCUGACAGUGGUGGGGACAGUGGGUACCCCAGCGAGAGGAGGAGUGAGGGAGAUCCAAAUGAUCACAUGGACGGGGCUCAUCAUCGCUACCAAAGACAUUAUUCCGAGUCGGAUGACGACAGUAUCAGAAGGAUGACAGAGGAGAAGUGGAGCUUCUUCCACUCAUCUCGCUCUCACGUUCACCGGCCGUCCUGUGUGGCCACGGAGGUGGAGCGCAUCAACGCGCUGCUGCAGAAGAAGAUAGGACAGUCCAUUCUGGGGAAGGUCCACUUGGCCAUGGUCCACUACCACGAAGCGGGCCGGUUCUGCGAGAAGGAUGAGCAGUGGGAUCGGGACUCGGCUGUGUUCCAUUUAGAGAGAGCAGCCCAGUGUGGUGAGCUGGAGGCCAUCGUGGCUUUGGGUCAGUGCUACCUACAACUGCCCCAUCACAUCCUGGACGACGUGGAGCUGGAGGAUAACGCAGGAAACAGGAUGAAGGGGUUCAAGUUCCUGCUGCAGGCCGCAGAGGCUGGUGACCGCUCGUCCAUGAUCACUGUGGCCAGAGCCUUUGAUACAGGCAUCAAUCUAUCAUCGGACAGGAAGCAAAACUGGGAGGAAGCCAUUCACUGGUACGACAGUGUGUUGAACAUGACAGAUGAUGAUGAGGGUGGGGAGUACGAUGGGAUGCAGAACGAGCCACGAUACCUGCUUCUGGCCAGAGAAGCCGAAAUGUAUCAAGACGGGGGCUACAGCUUGACAGCGGAUCCUCAGAAAGCAGGUGAUUUGUUUACAGAAGCCGCUGAGGCUGCCAUGGCAGCCAUGAAAGGUCGUCUUGCUAACCAGUACUACAUGAAGGCUGAAGAGGCGUGGGCACUCGUGGAGGAGUAACACAUGGCUGAUGUCAAAGGAAUUAACUGUUCAGUCCAACGUAGUGAGGACUCUUCCUGAAUACUUAACGUUUACAUAUUUUUUAUUACAGUUUUUGCUAACGGUGCUCCGUAUGUCUGAGUUUGUGUGUGUGACAUGCCAUCUUUUGUCCUGUGUGGAACUCUUCCCUUCGUUUUCUCUGUUCAUGUGAGAAAGGAAGGGGUGAAACUAAAGAAAAAGAGUUUGCUGACUUUGCUGCUGGAAUGAACAUGCAUUUACAUGGAUGAAUGUAAGAAAAACAAAGAAUUAAAGCGUUGCUUUUAUGAAAAUGUGUUUU
Synchiropus splendidus (mandarinfish) is the source of this 2821-nucleotide messenger RNA. RefSeq names its product eukaryotic elongation factor 2 kinase (gene eef2k). The transcript has 19 exons. The record is from RefSeq and is a predicted model, not a curated record. Gene Ontology annotation, biological process: protein phosphorylation. The coding region runs from base 268 to 2505 and encodes 745 amino acids. NCBI's taxonomy places the organism in Eukaryota, Metazoa, Chordata, Actinopteri, Syngnathiformes, Callionymidae. Gene Ontology annotation, molecular function: calmodulin binding; calcium ion binding; ATP binding.